This is a messenger RNA of Zophobas morio, 1437 nucleotides long. RefSeq names its product cathepsin B-like cysteine proteinase 4. Gene Ontology annotation, cellular component: lysosome. Lineage: Eukaryota; Metazoa; Arthropoda; Insecta; Coleoptera; Tenebrionidae. Gene Ontology annotation, molecular function: cysteine-type endopeptidase activity. The transcript is spliced from 5 exons. The record is from RefSeq and is a predicted model, not a curated record. Bases 153 to 1355 code for a protein of 400 amino acids.
ACAUUUUUGUAUACUUUUAUUAUGAUAAGUAGUUAGUAAAUAAUACAAAUUUCGCAUGUUCUUGGUACUGUGCACUUCGAGCGUAGCUUGUGAAAACUCUUCCCAUACUUAGACAACAAUUUUGGAUUCCUAUUGAAAAUAAAAGUACCAUCAUGGAGAACAUCGUAUUUGCACUUAUGCUUUUCCCAUCUUGUUUGGCACUACAAGCCCUCAACUCACAUGAAGAAAUUAUAGACUCCAUAAAUUCCAAUCAGUCAUCGUGGACUGCUGGUGUGAAUUUCGGUGGCAAAGAUGUGCAAGAUCUUUUACCACUAUUCAGUGGUGUGCGUGGGCUUCAUCCUGAUCUUAAUUUUACGAUACCUCAGGUGAACCACAACUUGGGAAAAAUUACACUUCCUAGUAGUUUUGAUGCUAGAAGUAACUGGCCUCAGUGCGCCGAUAUUACAGGAAACAUUCUAGACCAAGGAAACUGCAGCUCCUGUUGGGCAUUCGCUACAACGGAGGUUAUGUCGGACAGACUCUGUAUACAAAGCAACGGAAAAGUCAAAAUGCAGUUAUCUGCUGAAGACGUUGUUUCAUGUUGUUCCACCUGUGGGUAUCAGUGCCGAGGAGGUUAUCCUGCUAGCGUUUUUCAAUACUGGGACACAUACGGCGUUGUCUCUGGAGGAGAUUAUUUAUCAAAUUCUGGUUGUAAACCAUAUGGGUCAUCCGAAUUUAACAACAGUGUAGUGGCGGAAUGUCAGCUGGAAUGUUCUAACCCUUCCUACAAAACUCCGUACAACUCAGACAAACAUUUUGGCGCAAAUUUUUACGAAGUGAGCGCAGAAGAGUCCCAAAUUCGAGCUGAAAUUUACGCCAAAGGAGCAGUUUCGGUUGUUUUUACGGUCUAUCAAGACUUUUCAUAUUAUCAAACAGGUGUCUACUAUCAUACUUAUGGUGCAAUGCUAGGUCUACAUGCAGUUAAAAUUAUAGGAUGGGGGACCGAGGAUAGACUUCCGUAUUGGUUGGUCGCUAAUUCGUGGGGAAAAAGUUGGGGAGGAUUAGGUGGAUUUUUUAAAAUUUUGAGAGGUGUCAAUGAAUGUGGCAUUGAAGAUCAAGUACUUGGGGCCGAUUCAAGGGUUUAUUCUCCAAAUCCAGAAGAUUUAAACAACAACCAUACUACCAUAGGUACUACACAUUUUUCGGAUGUGAAACUUUCAGAGCGGGUUCUGUUGUUUUCGUUGUUGUUAUUUUUUCUUUUUACUGGAUUUUGUUUUUGUAUUUGUUCUGAAAACAUUUUUAGUAACAUUUUAUAUAGUUGCAUUCGGCAUAUGCGGAUGAAAUAUUUUGAAAAAAAGCGCAUUAUUGUAACCUGAUACUUAAUUGUCCCCGUUUUUUCAGGUCUUUUUUGUGUAUAUUUUAUAUGAAACAUUAAAAUAGUGAGUAUAUAAUUGUAAA